GGAUUCACAAUUCUCCAUCCUCGAAAAAGACUUCGAAUCCUUCCUUCCUUCCUUUAUCAUCUCCUUCAUCUUCAUCUCCUAUCUUCUUCACACAGCAUACCCACCUCUCUUUCUCUGUUAUUUCAACUAUUAAUAAAGGGUCUGUUACAUCUCUUGUUUUCUGCUCAAGGGUUUUGAUCGUUUAUUAGUUCCCAAGUUUUGUUUAGACUGGUUGAUCGGCCGACGGAAGUGAAGAGUUGCUCAACUCUACAGGUUUCUUGAGAUUUCAAGGUCAUAUUUUUAUGCUAAUUUAUUCAUACCCAGACUGAAUACUAGCUGAAUCUAUGGAUAAUCUGUGUUGUUUCAGUUCUCAGAGUUCUGGAGGAAAGUCAUCGCAAUGCUCCGGUAAAGGGAGAAGUAGUCGUGGUUCUGUCAAAUACGGUUACAGUUUAAUGAAAGGAAAAGCAAGCCAUCCUAUGGAGGAUUUUCAUGUUUCAAAAUUUGUUACACUUAACGGACAUGAGGUUGGUCUUUUCGCAAUCUACGACGGCCAUUUAGGCGAUACGGUUCCUGCCUAUUUGCAGAAAAAUUUGUUUUCCAACAUCCUAGAAGAGGAGGAUUUCUGGGGUGAUCCAAACAGAGCCUUUGGAAAAGCGUACGAAAAGACAGAUCAAGCAAUUCUAUCGCACAAACCCGAUUUGGGGAGAGGUGGAUCGACUGCAGUCAAUGCUAUUCUUAUAGAUGGUCGAAAACUUUGGGUGGCAAAUGUCGGAGAUUCGAGAGCGGUCUUAUCAAGACGAGGACAAGCAAUUCAGUUGAGCGUAGAGCACGAUCCCAAUGCAGAACGAAACAGCAUUGAAGACAGAGGAGGAUUUGUCUCAAACUUGCCAGGAGAUGUGCCAAGAGUAAAUGGACAGUUAGCUGUUUCUCGGGCUUUUGGGGACAAGAAUCUCAAAACGCACUUACGAUCAGAUCCCGAUGUUACAACUGCUGACAUCGAUGUCGAGAUAGAUCUCCUUAUCCUGGCUAGCGAUGGCUUAUGGAAGGUUAUGUCGAAUCAAGAUGCGGUUGAUAUUGCUAAGAAGAUAAAGGAUCCACAGAAGGCUAGCAAGCAGCUGGUAGCGGAGGCGUUGAAUAGAGAGAGUAAAGACGACAUGUCGUGCAUUGUUAUUCGUUUUGGAUAUUGAAAAAGGAUUAUUUCUUCAACAAAUCAUCUCGAUUGUGUAAUAUAGAAAUUUAUGGGCGGUUUGUAAUUGCUUGAUUUAUUUGAUAUUUUAGUUUUAUGAUUUUUUUUUUUUGUUAUGGUUGAAAUUAUUAUUAUCUUGCAUGUGAAAAGAGCUGCCUGCGGCUGCGUGACAAUAGAAUUGGAUUUUGUAAUAAUGAAUUUGUUUGUAUAUGAUUAAACUGGGAAUUAAUAGUAUUUGUGUUGAAAA
Molecule: messenger RNA, 1412 nt
Organism: Impatiens glandulifera
Lineage: Eukaryota; Viridiplantae; Streptophyta; Magnoliopsida; Ericales; Balsaminaceae
Product: probable protein phosphatase 2C 9
Exons: 6
Coding region: 324-1166 (280 amino acids)
Biological process (GO): protein dephosphorylation
Cellular component (GO): cytosol; nucleus
Molecular function (GO): protein serine/threonine phosphatase activity
Source: RefSeq, a predicted model, not a curated record